AUGGAUCUCAAUGGGCGCCCAGCGGUGCAGGUCGUCAUUAACGGCCAUCCUCAGGCGCAGCAAGCGUAUGGUCCGACCAUGGCGUUCCAGAACCAGCACAGGUCUCAGUCCAGACCUUUAUCCGUGGAUGAGGCGCUCCAGUACUCGUCCAUGUCAAGCGCUCCCGUCUUUGGACUUGACUGCGUGAUUCGCCCUGACGUCGGUCGUCCGUCCAAUACCACUUCUAUCAACCACGUUCUCCAAGCCGGUCGCAAUACGCUGAGUGAGCUGGAUGCGGAGAUACAGUCCGGCCUGGACGAGUCAAGUCGCCUGGAGACGUCCCGCGAAUACCUUCAGCAAUUGCUGGAUGGGGAUCAACUGACUGAAUUCAAAUUCAAGAUCCCUCCUACUCUGAGCCGCAGUCAAUCCUCACACUCGAUCACCUCAGAUGGCCCUGCCUCUUGUCGCACUCAGCUCGGCUCCUUUGCGAGGAUGAUCUUGGAGUCUACGGACAUCGCCUUCAGAUAUCCUACGACAUCACCUCCCAAGGUCAAACCCGAAAAGAAGGAACCCGUACAGAAAGCCGCAACAGCUUGGAAUCAGCAGGCAUACGUUGCGAACAGCACCAACUCCGCUUCAUUCGAGAAGUCGCAUCAGCCCUCAAGUCAAGUCUCCGUGGUCAUCCCAAUGAAGUCUACACCUACGAAACAGACGAAGCCAAAGCCAAAGAUCAAUCAUGAGGAUGAAAUUACGGCGAGGCGGCUAAGGGACCAAAAAGCGGAAGCGGACGAUGCUCUUUUGAAGCUGCAAGAUGUUCUUCAUGAAGUCUUCGAGUCGGAGGAUCAGAUCGAGCCGGACACCUCAAUUGCCCCGACUGCGGACAGGCCGAAUCCAGUGUUUGUGAAUCCAAGGUCAUUCGAGGUUCACGGCAUGGUUCUAUCUUCCGAUGCGCACAUCCGUCUACAAAAAGCCAUUCGGAAGGUCUCUGGGUUUGACCGACUCCAGGAUAUCCCCUCCGACUAUUUAAAGAGGAUUCAGAAACUCUGCGAAAAGCCAAUUCUUGCUGCCCAGUCAGCACAAAUUACUUUGCAUGAUCCACUCAAUGAAGCAGAGGUGCAGGAAUGGCUUGGUAAAGUCGAGGAUGUUUUGAACGCUUUGCUUGCCAUCGGAACUCUCCUGCAAACAAUGUCUGGACGUCAGACGGAGCGAGAUUUAUGCCCUGAAGAUCUCAUUGAGGCCAUCCCACCCGUUGUCGAGCAAGUUUUCGACCAUUGCAUCAUUCCUGCUGUUGAAUCACGACCAGGCGGCAAGGAUGCAGAGCAUUUCAAGUUCUUUUCCGCCCAGCGACGCAUUGUUGCAAGCCUGAUUCACCAAAGCAAAAAGGCAUUGACUCUUUUCGCAGACUUUUUGUCUCGAAUUGAGGUGCCUGAAAGUCCUAUCAACUCCGCUCUCUUCUUUGCGGCCAAGUUGAUCUUCGUCGAAAAUGCGCACAAUGAGAAAGACUCUGCCGUGGGGUCAUCCAAAUUCGAACCAGCAAGACGUGGAGCAAUGGACGUGCUUGCAAAAAUCUUCUCUAGAUAUCCUGCCCAGCGGUCCUAUAUCCUGGAUCAGAUCCUGGGUUCUCUGGAGAAGCUACCUUCCACCCGUCAAAGUGCCAGACAAUUCAAACUGGCUGACGGGAAGAAUAUCCAACUUCUCACCGCGUUGGUCCUUCAACUUGUGCAGACGACCGCGUUGGAAACGCCCUCACGAUCCAAGACCAAACGUCGACUGCAGGCUGGUAACGAUGAUGAUGAGUUAAUGGGUGACGGUGACGACGUGGACCCCGAUGACGACGAUGACGACGUGGACCCCGAUGACGACGAUGACGAGCUAGAUGAGUCUCUGGAGCGCCUGGCCGCCAAAGUGAACAGACUAUACGAUAAUGCAAUUCGAAGUGCACAAUACAUUGUGACUUUUAUAGUCCAGCGUGCAAUGAACGCCACAAAAAGUGGCGACCAGCCAUUCCGAAACAUUCUCGACCUCUUCACGGAAGAUUUGAUCAACGUGCUUGGGUCCACUGAUUGGCCCGCAUCGGAGCUGCUUCUCCGAAUCAUGGCAUCACACAUGGUCGGUAUCGCAGAUCUUGACAAAAGCUCGGCUCAAGCAAAGAGCAUGGCUCUUGAGCUAUUAGGAUGGAUGGGCUCUGCGAUUUCGGAUUUGAUCGCAACCGCUCAACACAUGCUUCCAGCCUUGGAGGAUGCUGAUGGCGAGCUUACUGAUUCCCUCAAGCAGCAGUUUGAAGAUUUCUCGUGCCGCGCGCUCCACCCACAAGACUUGGUUGCGCCAAAUGGGCCCUACCGCAUGGCCCUCGAGUAUUUGUCACAAGAUACGAGCUCGGAUAGCUCUCAACUGGCCAGCACGCGGGGCUUCUACUUGGCUGCGUGGGCGAAGGUUGUCUGUAACCUUUACUACAACUCCGAGGACAAAGAGGAAAUGCCGGAAGACGACAUGACCAACGAACUGGUGGUUCUAUUGUCGCGGUCUUUCUCUGAUCCCCGCUGGUUGGAGACCCACAGGAAGUUCAACUCCAUUGCCAAUAUUCAUGGAAAGUUCGCCUACAUUCUGACCGUCUUGAAUUCGGGCUUUGGCAAGGCAUUUGACACCAUUCUUAAGGUCUUGCUCAACUCGAUCGCCAGCGACCAAGCCAAGGUCCGCAGCCGAAGUUUGAAGAGUGUCAUCGAAAUGCUUGAGAAGGAUCCUAAUCUUCUCGACCGUGACGCUUCGGUUAUGCAUCUGAUUCUGCGUUGCACUACGGAUGCUUCUCCUAUGGUUCGCGACUCUGCCUUGUCCUUGAUUGCCAAGUGCAUUGGUCUACGACCAAAGUUGGAGGAGCAAGGGUGCCGCAGUAUUCUCGCCUGCGCUGGUGAUCCCACGGCUGGUGUUCGUAAGCGCUGUAUUGGCCUAUUGAAGGAACUCUACCACAAGACCUCUCGACAGGAGCUGAAAUUGGCCAUACUCGACAGCUUCCUUCAACGGACUGGCGAUCAUGAGGAAAGUGUCGCCACCCUGGCUCGUCAGACUUUUGAGGAAAUCUGGCUUGUGCCUUUCCACGACUCGAUUGAUUCCAUCUCCGAUGGUCCGAAGCUCAAGAUGGCACUUGGGGAGCAGGUUGGGUUGAUCGUCAGCUUGGUUGAGCGCAGCGACAACGCUCUUGACUCUCUUGGCAUCUGUGUGAGGGCGGUCCUUUCCGACAAGUCCAAGUCUGCCAGCCUGAACUUCAAAGUCUGCAAGUCAAUGGUAGCCAUCAUGUUCCAGAGGCUUGUGGAAGACGCAGAUGCCUCUCCCCAGGAGUUCAAGCAAGCCUUGCUCCAGACAAUCACCGUCUUUGCCAAGGCCAAUGCGAAGCUGUUCAGUCCAGAUCAGUUGGAAGCCUUGCAUCCGUAUAUUGGCAACCUUGCCAAUGCAGACGACUUGUUCUUGUUCCGAUCGGUGGUUGUUAUUUACCGAUGUGUCUUGCCAUACCUGUCCUCCUCCCAUAACAAGCUACUCAAGGAUGUCCAGAAUGACCUCUUCAAGAGUGUUGCCAAGCUGGGUCGCCCCGAGUUGAAUGAGGUCAUGGCUUGUCUAUGGACCAUCAACGGUGUCUUGCAGAAUACGGACAGAUUAGUGAAGCUAACUCUGUCCGUUCUCAAGCCACUGCAGCAGUACAAAAGCGUCGACUUGUCGUCCCCAGACAACGCCAAAAUAUCAGCACGCGCAAAGAGCUACCUCAGGAUCGCAGGCUGCGUUGGACGGCACUGUGAUCUCGAGAAAUACAUUCCACAUUUCAAAAAUUCCUUCCCUACAUGGAGUACCGGGUCCGGCGGCUCCGUUGCUGCGCUGAUGGUCGACUGCAUCCUUCCAUUCACUGGUUUCAAUCAGCCUACCGAGCUUCGGGUUACCGCUCUUGAGAGUGUGGGCUCCAUCUGUCAGUCCUGGCCAGCUCAGUUCGGCCGCGAGCCUACACGAAAGAUGUUCUCCCAGGUAUUCAAGGAGGAUGCUCCUGGCUUGCAGCACAUCGUGCUCCGAGCUUUCGCAGAUUUCUUCUUUAUCCACGAGGGCAAAUCCGAGAAAGGAGUGGUGCCUACCGCCGAGGCUGCUGCCCAGGAGGACUCCACCCGACUCGGAGGGUCACUGAGAGCUAGCGAUAACGAUGGCGCUGCUGCGUUGAUCGCUCAACACUUCCUGAAGAACAUGCUAAAGGUCGCACAAUCGCGACAGGAUGCCUAUGCGUUGACUGCCAUUGAGCUCAUUGCCAGCAUCAACCGUCAAGGAUUAGUGCAUCCCAAGGAAUGUGCGGGAGUCCUUGUCUCGCUGGAGACAUCGACUGAUCCAAAAAUUGCCAAGGUCGCUUUUGACACGCACAAGAUGAUCCAUCAGCAAUUUGAAUCCAUGUUUGAGCGAGAGUACAUGCGAGCUAUUCAAGAAGCCUUCUACUACCAGCGUGAUGUGGUUGGCGAUUCGAAUGGUGCGACUCCUCGGCCUUAUGUUGCCAAGCUCGCUCCUCUUUUCGAAAUUGUCAAGAUCAGCAACAGCCGCUACCAAAAGAAAUUCCUGUCGAAUCUUUGCUCAAAGGCGGACUUUGAGUUGAAGAAGCUCGAUGCCUCCGGUGACCCUCCGGAGCAUCUCCUCAUGGCCCGCUUUAUCUCUCAGAACCUGGCGUAUUUCGACUAUGCCCAGUUGGCAGAACUGCUUCCCACGAUUGGAUGCCUUGAGCGUAUUGUCUCAUCGACUGGUACUGUUGUUGCCCAUGCAAUCGAAACCGAUCUAUUCCCAAGCCCGAUCGGUCCCCCCGUGGUCGAAACCCCAACCGGUAUGAUGAGCCUUGGCCCUGAUGUGCCGAUGCCGAUGCCUCCAACCGUCUCGCAGCCAGUCAAUCCCGCUACCCUGAGACUCUUGACCACGGCUGCUGCAUCUCUGUCGAUGCUUUGGGAGGCGCGAACUCAUCUGCGCCGUCUUUAUGGACUCAACUCACACCACAAAGACAAGGACGGCAAUGGCAAGCAGAGCGCCAAAGAGCUCAACAAAACGGCGACCAAGGUUCAUGGUGUGAACGGUGAAAAGUUUUGGGAAGCCGUUAUCAGAAACAUGGCAUCGCUCGACAGCGAAGAAGCCAUGCUCACUAAGUGCCGUGAAUUCUCGACCUUGCUGGCCAUUGACGAGGAGUUCAAGGUCGACCGUGAAAAUGAUGGAGAGGGCGAUAGCCUGGAUGCAUUCGGGGAUGGCGAUGACAUGGCUGGCUUUGGUGGAUCUCGUCCAAUGAAGCGCAAAAGCUCUGUUUCCAGCACCGGUCUCAACAAGCGACCCAAGGCUCGCAAAAGCUCCGUGGGCAGGAAGCCGUCUAGUGCUGAGCCCGACGAUGGCUGGGACUAA
Messenger RNA from Penicillium cataractarum, 5373 nucleotides. Its product is annotated as putative sister chromatid cohesion protein Mis4. The record is from RefSeq and is a predicted model, not a curated record. Lineage: Eukaryota; Fungi; Ascomycota; Eurotiomycetes; Eurotiales; Aspergillaceae. The coding region runs from base 1 to 5373 and encodes 1790 amino acids. Gene Ontology annotation, cellular component: Scc2-Scc4 cohesin loading complex. Gene Ontology annotation, biological process: establishment of mitotic sister chromatid cohesion; regulation of gene expression; establishment of protein localization to chromatin. The transcript has 4 exons. Gene Ontology annotation, molecular function: chromatin binding.